CUGGGCAACGGCCUCAUCAUCAGCGCCGUAGCCUGCGGCCACCACCUGCACACGCCCAUGUUCUUCUUCCUGCUCAACCUGGGCAGCAGAGCUUGUGCCCACAUGGCAGCAGCUGCCUGGGCCAGUGCCUUUCUCACUGCUCUGCUGCAAACAGCCAAUACAUUUUCCCUGCCCCUCUGCCAUGGCAAUGUUCUGGGCCAGUUCUUCUGUGAAAUCCCCCAGAUCCUCAAACUCUCCUGUUCACACUCAAACCUCAAGGAACUUGGGCUCAUUGCUAUUAGUGCCUGUUUAGCACUUGGCUGUUUUAUGUUCAUUGUUUUCUCCUAUGUGCAGAUCUUCAGGGCUGUGCUGAGGAUCCCCUCUGAGCAGGGUUGGCACAAAGCCUUUUCCCCCUGCCUCCCUCACCUGGCUGUGGUCUCUCUGUUCUUCAGCACUGUCAUGUUUGCUCACCUGAAGUCCCCCUCCAUGUCCUCCCCAUCCCUGGAUCUGGCCCUGUCAGUUCUGUACUCGGUGGUGCCUCCAGCCCUGAACCCCCUCAUCUACAGCCUGAGGAACCAGGAGCUCAAGGCUGCAGUGUGGAGACUGAUGACUGGAUGCUUUCACAAACAUUAAACUGCUGGCCAGUGUCUGCAAAUCACUUGUAAUAAAAGUCAUCUUUGAUACUUCUUAUUGGUAUAGUUGUUGGGAUUUUUUCCUUUGUUUUAUAUUUUUCACAUUGACUACAAAUAAAUGUCAUUGUCUGUGCCAUUUCA
This is a messenger RNA of Passer domesticus (house sparrow), 752 nucleotides long. Its product is annotated as olfactory receptor 14J1-like. Gene Ontology annotation, molecular function: olfactory receptor activity. The annotation marks the transcript as partial. Gene Ontology annotation, biological process: detection of chemical stimulus involved in sensory perception of smell; G protein-coupled receptor signaling pathway. The transcript is spliced from 2 exons. Gene Ontology annotation, cellular component: plasma membrane. Lineage: Eukaryota; Metazoa; Chordata; Aves; Passeriformes; Passeridae. The record is from RefSeq and is a predicted model, not a curated record.